This is a messenger RNA of Cladocopium goreaui, 504 nucleotides long. The record is from the annotation of a GenBank genome assembly. Lineage: Eukaryota; Dinophyceae; Suessiales; Symbiodiniaceae.
AUGUCAGCACCAGAAGUGGUGUCAGGGGAGGUUUGCCCCAGGCGUUUUGGCCUGAACUAUGACCCACCGGCGAUUAUCCUGGAGUAUUUGGAGGUGAGCACCGGAAAGCUCUUUCACCGAAAGGUGGCAUUGAAGAGGCUUCGGAGUAGCACCGAUCCUGCGCGCGUCGCGGAAAAGUUGCGCCAGGUCAACCGUCCCCUGCUCACCGAGGACAGCGGCGUUGCCUUCGAACAGAUCGUUUCGCUGGUCAAAAAGUUGCAAGAUUCCAUGCACCAGAAAAGCAGCACGGCGUCGGCGGAAACGAAAGUGCCUGACGAGAUUGAUUAUCACGAGGCCAAUCUGAACAAGCUUAGCGACAACGAGCUUGCGAGACACAAGGCCAAGAUGAAUACAAGUUUUUUGGCGAAUCAGAUGAAGCCCGGAGAUAAUGGUUUCGUCUACGAUAUGCGUGUGGAUUUUCCGGACGCCGACCAGUCCUGUGGUUGGGAUUCCGAGGAGGAUUGA